Messenger RNA from Kockovaella imperatae, 964 nucleotides. Its product is annotated as class I glutamine amidotransferase-like protein. Bases 85 to 801 code for a protein of 238 amino acids. Gene Ontology annotation, molecular function: glyoxalase III activity. The transcript has a single exon. The record is from RefSeq and is a predicted model, not a curated record. Lineage: Eukaryota; Fungi; Basidiomycota; Tremellomycetes; Tremellales; Cuniculitremaceae.
GAGCAAUGCGCCACGUAGCUUGCUCUACUGAUCGACCUCGACACCUCCUCCUCCAAUAUCAUCGGACAUACCCAAUCAAACACCAUGGCCCCUCCCAAGCGCGCUCUCAUUGCAAUCUCCUCGGCUCACGCGCCCUUGUACCCCGACGGCAAGGAGACUGGCCUCUUCAUCACCGAAGCUCUUCACCCGUAUGAAGUGUUUGAGAAAGCUGGAUUCGAAGUUGACCUUGCAUCAGAGACUGGGACAUACUCUCCAGACUGGCUGUCUACGACCGAGGACUGGCUCAAACCUGACGAAAGGAAGAUCUACGAGGACCACUCGUCUGGCUUCAGAUCCAAGCUCGACAAGCUUCACAAGGCGAGCGACCUAAACUCAAAGGACUAUGGUAUCUUCUUCGCAUCGGCUGGUCAUGCUUCCUUGAUCGACUAUCCUGAUGCGAAGGAUCUUCAAAAGAUCGCUUCGGAUAUCUGGGCAGAAGGAGGAGUGGUCUCUGCAGUCUGUCACGGAGGCGCCAUCUUCAAAGGCAUCAAAGACAAGGACGGAAAACCUAUCAUCGCGGGAAAGAACGUCACUGGAUUCACGACCAAGGGCGAGGAAGAAGAAGGUGUCUUGGACACCAUCAAGUCGUGGAACAGACCCACUAUCGAAGCCUCUGCCAAAGACCUCGGAGCCAAUUAUGUGUCUCCUGCUGGACCUUGGGAUGAUUUCACCCAGACAGAUGGGAACCUCGUCACUGGAGCCAAUCCUGCGUCCGCCACGUCUACCGCCAAGGCUGCUGUAGCAGUAUGGGAGAAGCUCUAAGCGGACGGAUGGCGAGUCGACGGCGAAGCGUAAAUCGCUUCGCGAUCGUAGCAGACUGUGAUUAUAGCAGCAGGCAGCAGAAAAGAUGAGAAGCCUCAGAGAUCCGUGUGCUACUCGUGCAAAGUUGAACGAAAAUCCAAACGAAUGUAUCUCCGUCGUUGUG